Molecule: messenger RNA, 3090 nt
Organism: Rotaria sp. Silwood2
Lineage: Eukaryota; Metazoa; Rotifera; Eurotatoria; Philodinida; Philodinidae
Source: the annotation of a GenBank genome assembly
AUGGUAUUAUCAGAUAACUCAUCAGCAAAUGUUAUAAAACGAAAGGCUAUUAAUGCAUUUGGAUGUCUCGGAUCACUUUAUGAUGGUUGUCGAGAUUAUUUACUUGUACAAGAUAAUAGGAAUGUUCAAAGACAAUCGUUCAAAUCAUCUGGAUCAGCAAAAUGCAUAGUUAUACAGGGUAAUUCAGAUGCAGGUCGUAACAUUCUUCGAACUAUUGACAUUGAAAAUGAUUUACGACUGAGUUUAUUAUUGAAUUUAACACCAAAGAUUGGAAUAGCUGCAAUUUUAAAUAAUUCUUAUCGAAUAAAUGAAUAUACACGGUUUUUAUAUUAUUCCUGGAUUGACCGAGAAGAGCAAGUAUCAAAUGAAGGCAUACGAAACUUGAAAUUAAUCGAUUCAAUAAAGUCUACAACUCCUGCUACUCACAUAAUUACUGGAGUUAACUAUGGAAUCGAUGUUCUUGUUGUUUUACAAUUACCAUCAGAAACUGGUCUCAUUCCUGGAAUUGAUCAUAUACUUCAAAAAAUUAGUAGGUCUCUAUCUAAUGAUAAUGAAAUUGUUUCACUGUUAACUACUGAAGAAAGUGAUCAAAUUAGAAAAAUUACCAAUGUCACAGUUUACUCAAACAUAUCUGAUUUAACUGCUUUGAAUAACAUAUUUCAACUUCUUCAUAAACUACAAAUAAUCAAGAAGUCCAAGUCUUAUCCUCCGAUAACAUAUUAUCUUCAACCACUUGCAGUAGUAUAUCCUCAACAUAUGAGAAAUAAUGUCAAAUUUCAUAUACUACCUUCAGAACUCAAUAAUAAUCUCGAACAAUACGUCCUUGAUAGAAGAACAAUGAUAAUAAAUUUUACGAGAUCUUUUCCGAAAAAUCUUCAAAACUUCUUAUCGGGAUAUCUUGAAGGAAAACUUUGUAAUGCAUAUAAGGAAUGUUUACAUAUGAGAAAGAAAUAUCUACUCGAAAUAGAACAAUUAUCGAAAUUAUUAAUCGGUGUUCGCAACGGUCAAAUGGAAAUAUCUGUUAUCAACAAUGCAUUAAUCAACAAAGAACAAGUUACAUUAAAAAAUGAGCAUAAUGAAUUAGUUCACAAUCUAAAUGAUUUAGAAGCGAAAGCUAAUCUAAUAAAUGAUUUAUUAAAUCAAAAUUUUCAAUAUUGUAAUGUCGUCGAACGUGAUGUAAAUAAAUAUGAUAAUGAACAUACCAUCAAAACUAAAUUAAUUGAGAUUGAUCAUCGCGAUCGAAUUCUCUGUUCGGAUGAUACUUUGAACCAACGGAAUCGAGAACAAUUCAAUAAAUUACUUUUUUAUUUGAUGCAAGAAAAAAAGCAAAAUCCUAACUUACGUCUUAUCUAUGCUGAUUUUUCUUAUUCUUCCUACAAACUAUAUAACAUGUACAUUUUAUCAUCCAAUAAUAACAAAGAUUUAUCAAUCCAGAAAUCAUACCCAUCAUUCAAGAAUUUACAAACUUCUGUUUCACUACCCCGCAGAGAACCACUAAUACAACAAUCAGUCAAAGAAGAUUACAAACCUCGAACACUACCAGCCACUGAUGAAAUUAUCAAUAUUCUUCUGCUUGGUGAAACUAGUGUUGGUAAAUCAACCUUUAUCAAUGCUUUAGCCAACUAUCUUGCAUUCGAUUCACUCGAACAAGUACAGUUAAAUCAACCUAUCGUACUCAUUCCUGUCUCAUUUAUUAUGACGACUGGUGAUAAUUUUGACGAACGUAUAGUCAAAUUUGGUGAUAUGGUGAAUUAUUCAAAUGAUGAAGAUUUUAAUCAUCCUGGUCAAUCUGUAACACAACAUUGUAAAUCUUAUAUAUUUGAUCUUAAGCAUACUGAUGAAAAAUUUAGAAGAAAGAUACGCAUUAUUGAUACACCUGGCUUUGGUGAUACACGGGGUCUUGAUCAAGAUAAUCGAAAUAUGGAACAUAUUUUACAAUAUAUCAAUAAUCUUACACAUUUGAAUGCUAUUUGUUUCCUUCUGAAACCAAAUGAAACAAGAUUAAAUAUAUUUUUUCGUACAUGUCUUAUUCAAUUAUUUUCUCUUCUUGGUCCAACAGCUCGUAAUAAUAUUAUUUUUUGUUUUACGAAUGCUCGAUCAACAUUUUAUACACCUGGAAAUACAGCUCCAUUACUCAAAACGAUGCUUGCAUCAUCUUCGAUGAGUGACAUUGCUUUUAAAAAAGAGAAUACAUUUUGUUUUGAUAAUGAAUCAUUUCGAUAUUUAGUUGCUCUACGAAAUCGAAUUUCGUUCACUCAUGAAGAAAAACAUGAAUAUGAAAUGAGUUGGUCAACUUCAGUAAAAGAAUCUAAUCGUUUAAUUGAUUACAUUAAUAAAGCACGCACCGUAUAUCAUGUAGACAAAGGAUGGCAAUCAAUUAAACAUGCUCAAUUUGAAAUUUCUUAUAUGAUUCGUCCAAUAUUAGAAACAAUGAGAAAUAUUCUUCGUAAUAUUAUAUUAUGCAAGAAGAAACUAACGAACCAACUCAUUGAACUAAAUUCGAAUCCUCUUCAUUUUACAGCUAGUCGUUGUCGUUCUUGUAAAGGUGAUUUACAAGAAGUUGGUACAUUUUGGAUUUUAUCAACUAGUUUACAUGAAAUUCAUAAUGAAUGUCUCAUGUGCAAGUGUACUCUCGACCAACAUGUUCCAAUCGAUUAUAUGCUCGAUUAUAAAUGUUCGAGUAAAACUUCGAGUGAUUUUCAAAAUGGAAUUGGCAAUAUACGAAAUACGCUGUGUCAUGCGAGUGCUAAAUUAGCUCAUUUUCUCAUUUAUACAGCUUGUUCUACAAAAGAUGAUCCGUUUUUGAAUGGUUUGGAAGAAAUGAUUGUUGAAGAAACAUAUAUCUGUGAAAUUCAAAAAUCAAAUGAUUUCAAUAUACAAUUGGUUCAAGAAUUGUCAAAACUUGAAAGUCAAUAUGAACAACAUAUGAACAAAUUGAAAUCAACCAAAGAAAAUUUCGAUGUGCAAGCUGUAUAUGAAUUAAUUAAGAUCAUCAGUAAUUAUCCUACAGUUCGUGAACAGAUGAUAACUGUUAAGCAAAGACAGCGAAUGAUAAUUGAAGAAUACGAAUAUGAAGUACAAAAUAUUUAA